This is a messenger RNA of Prosopis cineraria, 2133 nucleotides long. Its product is annotated as transcription initiation factor TFIID subunit 8. Gene Ontology annotation, molecular function: protein heterodimerization activity. Lineage: Eukaryota; Viridiplantae; Streptophyta; Magnoliopsida; Fabales; Fabaceae. The coding region runs from base 755 to 1825 and encodes 356 amino acids. The record is from RefSeq and is a predicted model, not a curated record. Gene Ontology annotation, cellular component: transcription factor TFIID complex. The transcript is spliced from 2 exons.
CGGAAAUGGGAGAGAAGAAGCGAUCCGUGUGGUGAUUGUUCAUGUCGGCGAAGCACAUAACGGCGAACAGGACGGACAAGAGCAACGGCAUGCACGGCGGAGACGCUUUUGACGCCUAGUCGUCGGCGAUCGAAGAGGUCCUAGCGCUGCGGCUGAAGGAGAAGGGGCUCGGAAGUGGGGUCCACAUCGACGCUCUGCAACGGCAGUUGCGGCUCGUCUUACGGUCUCAGUUCUUAUUUGGGCCCUCUAUUUGGGCCUUUCAUUUUGAUUUGGGCUUUACUGCUAAUAUGAGCCCAGUUAUAAACUCGAGAGGUGCCACCUAGCUGCUCGAAAAUGUGAGGUGAGGAGUGUAGAGGAGAGGAGAGGAGAGGAGGGCUGGUUGACUUGGGAAAGUGUGGUCUGGGGAGGAGGAGAUUUGGACGAUUUGGAGGGAAGCCGGAUAAUUUUGCUUCGUCAUGACCAAUAUACCCAUGGUCUAUUUUGAUAAUCCAAAAUUACCCUCUUCCCAGCAAAACCUAAAUGCAUCAUUUCUGUCGAUUGCACAGGCCGCUGUCUCUUACUUCCUCUGUUCGUCUUGCCCCAGAGAAGCUCCACCACCGUCAUUGCUGCGCCAAUCGGCGCCGUCGCCGUCGCCGUUAUCUGCAGCGUCCAACAGCGCCGCCGCUGACCUCUGUUUCUCCACCGCAGCGGGUGGAUAAUUCAUGGAAUGAAAGAUGUGGCUCGUGAAAACCCUAAUUGACAUGUGGGCUUGAAUAUGAACCAUGGAGAAAGAGCUGCAGGUGAUGACUUUGGGCGAGCAGUGUCAAAGGUGGUGGUUGCGCAGAUAUGCGAAAGCACUGGAUUUCACAGCAUCAAAGAGUCUGCCUUGGAGGCUUUUGCUGACAUUACGAUCCGAUAUCUCUUUGACUUGGGUAAGAUGGCAGAGUUCUAUGCUAACUUAGCUGGUAGAUCAGAAUGUAAUGUGUUUGAUUUGAUUCGAGCGCUGGAAGAUUUAGAAGCAACUCAAGGGUUUUCUGGUGCAUCUGAGCCUAGUCAAUGUCUUGCUGGCUCUAGCACAGUAAGGGAUAUUAUUCAUAUAGUUGGUUCAGGGGAUGAGAUUCCAUUAGCUCAGCCAAUACCACAAUUUCCAGUGAUUAAGGACCGAAGUGCCAUCCCGAGCUUCAUGCAAAUGGGCGAGACACCGCCUUCCAAGCAUAUACCUGCUUGGCUGCCUGCUUUCCCUGAUCCCCACACUUACAUUCACACACCCAUGUGGAAUGAGAGGGCCACAGGUCCUCGAGAAGAUAAGAUUGAGCAAGCAAGGCAGCGGAGGAAGGCUGAAAGGUCUUUGUUGAGUUUGCAGCAGCGGCUGCUAUGCAAGAGUUCAGCAGACACACUGACAUUGAAUAUACGAGGUGGUGCUGCCCAAGAUCCAGAAUCAGUUAUAAAGAAUCCAUUCCUUCAGACUCCUAUGGCAUCAGGGGAUGGAGAAGUUUCUCCCAUUAUCUUACCCUCAAAGCUUUCAGAUGAAAUUGCUGGUGCAAAUCAUGUUUCUGUGCUAGACGCAUUUGCUCCUGCAAUUGAGGUAGUGAAGAGUGGUAUGACUGAUGGGCAGGAAGACAAAACAGUUCUUCCUGGGGUUAGGCCUACUGUUCAUUUCAAGUUCAGGAUUGGGAAGAAGCUUAUUGGUGAGUCUUUGGAUUCUAGACAACAGAAGAAGAAUACUGAGCAAGAGCAGAUGACAUCUUUAACUGGCCGAGAAGAAGAGAGAGAUGAAAAAAAGAGGAGAGCCGAGUAUAUUCUCAAACAGUCCAUGGAAAAUCCACAAGAGCUCACUCUUCUGUAGAUUAGUUUAUAGACUGGCUUGCUUGAUGAGAGUCCAGGGGCUGAACGAGUUAACAUAAGCUAGCAUAACCAGUGGGCUUCGCUUCCUCUAUGCUCGUGAAUGAAUGUCUUCUAUCUUCUGGUGAGGAUUUUAUAACAAUGUGACAGUGACUUACCUGUAGAACAUUCUAAACAAGCAUUUAGGGCAGUUAAUUUGUUUCUUGCAGUUUAGCAAUGAUUUGGUUGUAGAUCUUGUAUUUAUACAUGAGGGCCUUCUGUUUACAUCUUGUAUUUAAACGGUUAAUUGAAUUACUGAAUUCAUUUACUGAA